Messenger RNA from Drosophila melanogaster (fruit fly), 2055 nucleotides. It is a transcript of the gene Mvd, whose product is annotated as mevalonate diphosphate decarboxylase. NCBI's taxonomy places the organism in Eukaryota, Metazoa, Arthropoda, Insecta, Diptera, Drosophilidae. Gene Ontology annotation, molecular function: carboxy-lyase activity; diphosphomevalonate decarboxylase activity. Gene Ontology annotation, cellular component: cytosol. The transcript is spliced from 4 exons. Gene Ontology annotation, biological process: cholesterol biosynthetic process; isoprenoid biosynthetic process; isopentenyl diphosphate biosynthetic process, mevalonate pathway. The record is from RefSeq and is marked reviewed. The coding region runs from base 87 to 1253 and encodes 388 amino acids.
GUGGUCACACCGCAGUCAACAGUUGUCGCUUUCGCUGGAAAGCAGCUGAAAACAAGUGAAUUUCUGAAUUAAAAACAUUUUCAAACAUGUUUUCGGUUACUUGUGUGGCGCCCGUAAACAUAGCGCUCAUCAAAUAUUGGGGAAAGCGGCACGAAGAGCUAAUUCUGCCCGUCAAUGAUUCCAUUAGCAUGACUCUGAGCACCGAUGAGCUCUGCGCCAAGACAACAGUGACUGCAUCGGAAUCCUUUGAAACGAAUCGCAUGUGGCUGAAUGGGGAGGAGGUGCCUUUUGAAGAGAGUUCCCGCCUGCAGCGCUGUUUGAAUGAAGUUCAUCGAUUGGCUGUGGCGAGUGGCUCCCAGAAGGUUCCGCCAACCUGGAAGCUGCACAUCGCAUCGGUAAACAAUUUCCCCACCGCCGCCGGACUGGCAUCCAGUGCAGCUGGCUACGCCUGCCUGGUGUACUCCCUGUCCCGACUCUACGAUAUACCGCUGAAUGAGGAGCUGACGACGGUGGCGCGGCAAGGAAGUGGAUCGGCAUGUCGCAGUCUGUAUGGCGGUUUUGUGCAGUGGCAUCGCGGAGCUCUGGAUGAUGGCAGCGAUUCGGUGGCGAGGCAAAUAGCUCCAUCCGACCACUGGCCCAACAUGCAUGUGCUCAUCCUGGUCGUUAACGAUGCACGCAAGAAGACUGCCUCGACAAGGGGCAUGCAACAGGCGGUGAAGACGUCUCAGUUGAUCAAACAUCGCGUGGAUCAAGUGGUUCCCGACCGGAUUAUCCGAUUGAGGGAGGCCAUCGCAAGCCAUGACUUUCAGGCAUUCGCCGAGAUAACGAUGAAGGACUCGAAUCAGUUCCAUGCCAUCGCCCUGGACACCUAUCCGCCGUGUGUCUACAUGAACGAUGUGUCGCACAGUAUCGUGUCCUUCGUUCACGAUUAUAACGAACGAAUGGGUAGCUAUCAUGCCGCGUACACCUUCGAUGCUGGUCCAAAUGCAUGCCUCUAUGUCCUGGCGGAGCACGUUCCGCAUCUCUUGAGCGCUAUCCAAAAGGUGUUCCCCAAUGAUUUAGCGGAUGGUGGCACCUACUUGCGAGGCCUUCCCAUUCCAAAAGUGCAAGAUGCUGAGAGCAGCAAGUUGGAUUCACUAGAUGUUCAUGCUAAAAAUGCUUUCAGAUAUAUAAUCCACACGAAAGUCGGUGAAGGACCAAAAGAAUUAAGCGCUGAUAAUAGUUUAUUGAUAAAUGGACUUCCGCUGAAGUGAUGAGAGUGAUUUUGAGAGUGAAUUGCAUAGGGAAAGGCACAGAAAUUCUAUAAAGGAAAUAUUUUUUAGAAUAUAUUUAUGCGAAAAUACAUUUAUCAAAAUGUACAAUGGGGCACAAUGUAUAAACAUUUAAAAUGCGCACGAUUAUUCAUUAUUACGUGACUAAAUUUGAAUAUCUCAAUUGCAACAACUUAAUUUAUUCUCUUUAUUUAUUUUUACCUUAUUUAUUUAUGAAUUCCGGUGAACAAAUGAUUGGCUAUUUUUAAAUAAAAUUAUGAAAAACGGAAAUCAAUUCUAAUUGCAAUUUUAGCUAACCUUGGUUUAUACAUUUAUUUUGCAUUUGUAUUUAUGCUAUUUAUAGAAAAUCAACAAAAUACGCUUUGUAAACACGAACUUCUUUCAUUUCGAUUUUGAAUGCUUUUUGUGGGGUCGCAGUGCAAACAUUUGUUUGAAUAGAAUAAUUUAUCGUUUUGAAAUAUGUUUAUUUAUGCACAUACAUUUAAUUGCUUUGUGCAAAGUAAACAGCGGCGGCUUUAGAAAAUUCUGAACUGAAAAUUUUUUGUAUUGCUUUAGCAUAUUGAUGUUAUUUUAGCUAAAUUUUUACAAAAAAAUUGACAAAAAAUGAAUCCUUAAAAAAUGGUUCGCAUUUGUAAUAUUCUGUGCAAACAGUCAUUAUUUUAGGUUUGCGACCAACUUGUGAUAAAAAAAAACCGCCCAAAAGAGUAUAGUAAAACAACCAUUUCAACAUUCUACGUUUUCUUUGCCUUGCUAAGAAAAUAUUUAUUAUUAUUAUUAUAUUAUU